GCAGAGAGAUUGUUGUCGAAAGCACAAGACUCGGUGUCGAAUCGUAAUUACUACUAGUUCUUUGCGCGAUCCAUUGCCAACCUUUUCUGCCUUUGCUGGAUUCCUGUGUUUGCAUCUGCAUCUCGUAGGAGAGAAAGGAAUCUGUCAGUAGCAGGAACAGGCACUGUACAUGCACUAGUAAAAGAGAUGCUGCGGGAAAUUAAGACAAACAAUCAGCUUCUCGAACCAAGAGGAAUCAGAAUCGACCCAUCGAAUCGGAUAACGAAAGCAUGGCACGGCACACCAGACGGCACCAGAGAAUGACGGGGACCGACAAGCGCUGUCGCGUCCGAUGCCCCGAAACGCCGGCUCUGUCUCUGUGGCUUCUCGGGUCGCUGCUGUUGCUCGGCCUCGACGGGUGGUGGGCCACGAGAAACACCAAAACCGGGAAGACCACAACCACCACCGCCGAAGCCGUGGAGUGCCGCGACAACCGGUGCAUCCCCGGCUGCGAAUGCACCGAUCCCGACCAGAUCGUGUGCGCUUCGGAGUUCGGGACCAUGGGAUGGAUCCCACCCGACGAUGCCGAGGAGUCGGUCCUGGACGAAAUGCCCCCGAAAGUGAGUCGUGUCGGUGUGUGUUGUGUUUGUCAACAGUGUUUGCUGGCACGGCACGCUACGGUGCCUGCUGUUUGUCUUGCGGUACCGAGGGCCAAUAUGCGCGCAGGUUCGCAGGUUGUCCCGUGUUGUUGCUCACGGCACUCGGUUCUUUUCUGUUCUAUUUUGUCUUGUUGUUUUGUUCCAUUGCUUCCAUUCCUCUUCUUUCCGAAAACACAACACAAAAAUUCCGGUGUGCUUUGCAUCCGCCAAUCAUUUUGCCGUGCAUGUGCGUCACUUGCGUGUCUGAUCCGGCAUUCCGUUCUAUUCCAUUUCGUGGCACGACGCGAUUGGUACUCGCACGCAAUGCAUGCAUACACGACAAAUCAAUGCAUUGCAUUGCGUUGCAUUACUGCAUUGUUCGCCUUUCAUCGAACCGAUCCGAAUCGAAUCGAAUCGAAUCGAAUGCGACCGUUGCCAACAACAAUCCAUCAGUACGAAAUAAAAUACAACCAGCUCAAACCGACCGGGAUGAGGGGGGAAGCAAACCGAAAGACGGGCAUCGGAGCCGGGAUCGGAAAGAUCCUCAACAUCACCAACACCACGAUGGAAGGAGAGAUCUAUUUCGAGGUCGACCCGGAUAUUAUGGUGCAGAUCACCAGCGGGUUUUCGAAGCGGGCCGUUGCCGAGCUCUACGGUGGCAUCGACAUUGGUCUCUCGCCCUGCGACGAGGGGAUCGUUCUGGGAAAGGAAUUGAUAAACAUGACCGGCGUCGACGAUCGCGUGGACAAUUUCAACUACGACAUGGUGGUCUUUGACGAUUACAACAACCAGCGCUUUUUCGAAACCAGCGAGGACCAGGAACGGGAAAGGGUACCGGUGGACUGCCACCCGCGAUCGACCAACGGAAAGAUUGGUGCGGUGCGCUUCUCGCUCGAGGAUCCCUUCUACUACAACGAAACAUCGGCUUCGAUCAUGAAUAUCUGGUAUCCCCUCAAGGGUUCCAUGCCCAUCGGUAGGUAUUUCGUUGCUGUGCCGUGCCGUGCUGUGCUUGUUGUUGGUGUGUGAAGUUUGCUCGAAAUGCUCUUUCUCUCUGUGUACUACCAAAAACUGGGAUGACUUGCUCACGCGUCUGGAACUUCGCCUUGCUUCUUUUGGGAAACGACACACCCAACAAACAAAACAGGGACCCUCGAAUUCUGCGUGCGCCUCAGCUUGUUCGAGGAGAACAACAGCCAAACAGUGGCAUCCUUUCUCGACACGAAAUUCAAAAUCGAGGUGACCGAACCCACAGAAGAGAACAACUACACACGUUUCACCGACGAGUUCUCGGACGUAAAGGUCUACUCGAACCAAAUGAUUGGUCCCGACGAGGACCAGCUCGAGGAGGAGGUGCGGGGGAAUGCCACGGAGGCCAACUCCACCGCCUCGUCUGGGGAGGACGAGGACGCGGUCCCGUUUCUGCCGAAGCUCGUCAUCGAGGCGGUCCUGUGCGGAUCGCCCCUCGAGAGCGACGAAGUCGGUGUCUACAAUUCCCUGAGGACCUUUUAUACGGGGCAGACAUUUCGAAUCUGCGUCGGCCCCUCAAAGGGUUACGAAAACAAAUACCACGUGCUAGGAUUCGACUCGGUGGUGUGCAGAAGCAACAAGAAAGAGACCAUAAUCGUCGAAGAGGGAGGUGGUCUUUCGUCUCCGCUGACCAUUGUCGAGAACGAGACCAUCGGUUUUGCCUUGGCCAAUGGCGGGUCUGUUGAGUACAACGGAGUCAUCAGCCUUGAUGCCAUUGUCAAUUCCGACCUGUCGUCGUCCGAAGAGUUCUUCGAGUGCGAAGGUAUCGUGUUUGUGAAGGAUUUGAGCCUGGAAGGGGAGGCGGAAGGGGAUCCCCCGGAAGGCGACGGGGACGGCAACGGCGAACGACAGCGUGAACGCCAACGCGGACUAACAAGCGCACGCAACAAUACCGACAACGGAGGCAACGACGGCAACAAUAGCACCACCAACAAUCCGAACACUGGCCGGAAUCCGAGUCCUCUGGAGUGGAUCGAACGGUAUCUGUACCGAGUCUUGCAAGACGAAACGGAACCCGAAGCCGACGUCGAUAGCCGCAACGGCGAAGGCAACCGCAAACGACAGCGUGAACGCCAACGCCGACUGACAAGCGCACGCAACCAUACCGACAACGGGGGCAACGACGGCGCCAUCAGCAAUCCGAACACUGGCCGGAAUCCGAGUCCUCUGCAGUGGAUCGAACGGUAUCUGUACCGAGUCCUGCAAGACGAAACCGAAGCCGACGAGACCGUUGGUGGGGACGAUGGCCAAGGCGAAGAACCGGAGGUCUUUUACGACUAUCUGGGCAUUUUUUCGAUUAAGAUCGAUCGCGUACCCAAAGAUACCCUCGGUAACAAGGUUUCCCGCGCCACCGACAAAGUCAAGCAGUGGUUUUCAUUCGGUAGUGGAAACAACGGCGGUGAUUCCUCGGGGAGCGGUGCUCCUUCAUCGGUGGUGCAAUCCACACCAACGGUUUUGUUGUGCUGUGCUGGUUUCGGAAUGCUAAUCUCGUACUGGCAGUGAGGAAGCCCUGGGUGCGAUUUGUUUUGCCUUGUCAACGUCGAUGCAACCACUAUUUGUUAUCCUUAUUGCCAUACUGACCGGCGCGUGUAUAUUCUUAUAAUUGUAAUACAUAAUAUGUGAAACA
Molecule: messenger RNA, 3270 nt
Organism: Pseudo-nitzschia multistriata
Lineage: Eukaryota; Bacillariophyta; Bacillariophyceae; Bacillariales; Bacillariaceae
Source: the annotation of a GenBank genome assembly